Molecule: messenger RNA, 4497 nt
Organism: Aspergillus saccharolyticus JOP 1030-1
Lineage: Eukaryota; Fungi; Ascomycota; Eurotiomycetes; Eurotiales; Aspergillaceae
Product: putative GTPase activating protein (Tsc2)
Exons: 1
Coding region: 1-4497 (1498 amino acids)
Biological process (GO): regulation of small GTPase mediated signal transduction; negative regulation of TOR signaling; positive regulation of GTPase activity
Cellular component (GO): TSC1-TSC2 complex; nucleus; cytoplasm
Molecular function (GO): GTPase activator activity
Source: RefSeq, a predicted model, not a curated record
AUGCAUCGUGGAAGCGUCGUUUCCAGCUCUUCCGACACCUCAGGUGCACGGGACUUCGACGCGGCACUCCGAACACUGACCCAGAGGCAGAAUUUAGGACAUGCUGCCGAUGAGGCAGAACAAGUUGCGAAGUCGGUCCAAUGGUACACUCCGGAACAAGCUAUCGCUCUCUGGGAAGCAGGAGCAUAUCUUAUUCAGAAUGAAAGCUCUCUAGAGGCUCGACGGAGUGGUUCGCUGCUGCUGGAAGCUGUCGCGGCACGGCAAGAUCUAUCCCCUGCAGCACGUCGCACGGUUUUCGACGCAAUAUCGAGCCCUUCGGAAAGUGAUGUCAUACCAGCGCGUAUUCAGGCGCUGAUAAAGCUGUCGGAUCAUGGGAGAAGAAUGGAGUUCACUGGUUCCUCUGUCUUUCCUCUGAUAUCUGCUUGCCUUGUUCCGCUCUAUGAAGUAACCUCUUCAGUUCGGAUGAAAGCUAGAAAAGUAAAGCCAGGGAAGAAUGGACUCACCAUUGAUGACACUAUUUUGGAUGAUGUGCUGCAGUUCGUGGUCGAUCUCAUCACUUUACAGCGGAAGCCUCCUAGCAGUGAAGAAGUACAAGCACUGUUAGAACAGCUUUUCGCCAUAUGCAGAAAAACAAGCGUUGCAGCAGAUAUCAAAAAUUCGCUCAGCGUGUUUGACGCGGUCAUUUUAUACGCCGACGUACCCGAUGGAAGUUUUAUUCCCUUGCUUGAGGUAUUGUGCAGCAUCCAUGCCUCUGUCAAACCUUUGUCGGGUCCGACGUCAAGAGUUGUCCGAAGUCUGGCGAAGUCGAAGAGGAAGGCGGAUAUGGUCAAGGAGUUGUUCUCGUUUCUGACAGAAUGCUCCGAAGAGAAGAGUCGGAAUCUCAAUGUUGUGCGAGGAACUGUAUAUGUGUUGACGGACAUAAUUCGUGCACAUGGCCAGGACGGGAUUCCAGAAAUGCAAUUCGAGCACUUGGUUGACUGCUUGAAAGCCGCCACGGGGAAGGAUGAGAGCCGGCUGGAAGCAGACAUACUGGAUCUAUGCUUAAAUAUUCUGGAGGGGGACUAUGUCCGAGUGGCUUUAGAAAAGGACUGGGGUGCUUUCGUCGAUUUACUCAAUGUGUGUUCCGCCAGAGCCGUUGAUGAGCCUGAGCAACCGGACCCCACAAUCUCAGACUCUCAACAAAUCACCCCCAAAGGCAGCGUUGUCGAUGAUGCCAAAUCCAGCAUCCUUGCCAACACUAUUCAGAUUGCUUCCAGCCUUGAAUCCCUCUGGGACCGUUUGAACAAACAGCAACGUUUGGACUCCACCCGAUUCCUCAUGAACGCCUGUCGCUACAUCGAGCCUCCGCAGGCUGAGCUCGUUCUGGACACCAUGCGCCAGGAGCGUUUCUGUUCUCCUGGGAGUGAGGAUUGGCUACUGCAUUCCCAAAGAAUAAUUCGCUGCUUCAUUCGCUCACGCACAAAGCCCUCUGAUAUUCGAAUUCUCGCGCUAGAUACACUGAAGGAAUCCUUCAACAGCCCCGAGUCACUUGCUUAUUUCCAAGAGGAAGGUCUUCUCAAAAUAAUGCUUGAGAGAUUCAAUGAAGAGGACGACAUAUUGCUGCUGGAAUCGCUGGUCGCUUUUCUUGUUGACGUUUCCAUCACAGUCAGCGACCAAGAUGCCUUCGAUCAGCUAAUUCAUGCCCUUGGCUCUCCUAUGAGUAAAGAUCUGGAGAAGGAGAGUCUCGCAUUCUCGGAAGCAACCACACUGUCUCCUGAUCGACAGUCAUUCACAAGUGUACUGGAGUCGUCUCUGGCGAAUGUCUGCGCGGCUGGGCUUGUGAAAAUAUUUUUGCGAACACUCAACAUGUCAGCAAAUAAGGCGACAUCGGUGUUCGAGGCCCUGCUGAAAAUAGCGCAAUCCCUUGAGCGGCCUGUGGAUUCACGCCUAUCCUCCCUUAAGCUACUUUACCGGCUGCGAUGCGAUGCCACCGGUUCUAUAACCGUUGUCUCGACUCCUGAAGAUGAUUUCGUGAUGCAGGUAUCUGGGCGGAGUGUUGACGCAGGCUCCAAAUCACAUGAAGAUUCUACUGCCGACCUAAGUGCUGACAAUGACCAAUCGCGAUCAAUAUCAACUGCUCGACACCUACCACGAGAGCCCUCAAGCAGCAUUUUAUCCAGAUCCACGGGAAGAAAUUCGAUUGUUGCUUUCCGAUCCUCAAGGCCGACGCCCCCAGUCUGGACAUUUGCAACCCCUCAAGUUCUUCCAGAGGAACCUCCAGUUGAAGCAAGUCCGUAUGUGUAUGCUUAUGCGACCGCCAACGCAUCGAGUCCAAUCGAAUCAGAUCCAACGCAGAAAGUAGCUUUGAAGGCGAAUAUGUGGUUGGAAACAGUUAUCUCGUUAUUGCAACGUGAAACGAACUGGGACAUCUACAGCUACGUGCUCACUCAUUUGGCAGCUCAAUUGCAGAACAAGGACUUAUUCAGCAAUGCUGUACCUCAAAUCAAACUGUUACGCAGUGUCUUGUGUGAUCAGGUCAAAAACGAUAGUUUUCGUGAACCACCACCAUCAAGUGGCACCAAAAAGACCGAUGUUGCCGGGUACAUUUUCGACUUCUUAUGCGUUUUGAUCAGUUACCAUGAGCAUUUCGCUAAGAGCGAAGAAGAUGAGCUUGUGCGUGCUUUCAUGAUGGGUAUCAUCGGGUCUUGGGGUGGCACUUCUCGUGGUUGCAUCCAUGCUCUUUCUGUCUGUUGUCAUGAAAUCCCUCUAUCGGUAACGAAAUCAUUGAACGGGAUUCUUGACAAGAUGUCGAAAGUAAUCACGAUGUCUAAUCUCGCUGUCCAUAUCCUGGAAUUCCUCGCUCUCCUCGCCCGUUUGCCCGAAGUCUACGUCAACCUGCGUGAUGAAGAAAUCCGCACAGUCUUCGGCAUAUGUAUUCGGUUCUUACAGACAUCCAGAGAAAGUCGAUUCAAAGCCGACUCGCCUACUCGAGCUGGCCCUGGAGCUGCUAGACUUGGCAGCACUGGAUCCUUGAUAUCUCUCCCAGAAUCGUCAGAGGAUGGCAUGUCCAAGUACAUUUACACCUUGACAUAUCACGUGAUGGUGUUCUGGUUUCUGUCUUUAAAACUGCAAGAUCGAGCAAAACACGUCAAUUGGAUUACCAGCAGGCUCAUCUUCAAGGACGAGUAUGGAAAAGAGACUGUUGAAGAACAAAGCCAAGUGUUUAUCGAUCUCAUGCAGAGGGCUGCUUUCUCAGAUCUCGGCGAUACUAUCCCGUACACGACGUUUCCACCUUCUCCUGAAGACGGUCCAGUAUGCACAAAGUCCUGGAUUGUAGGCAUGAGUAUCGUGACUGUUGAGACAGCUGGAGUCUCUGGAUUGACGCAGGUAACGAAGAGGCAGGCAUCUGGUACCACGUACGCAACGUACCAACAACGAACCGCACCUGUCCUGCCUCACCAAGUUUCUGCGGCUCCUGACGCGCAUUUGCAUCCAGGCACCAUGCGCACCGCGGUUCUACCUAGUCAUGUAAUGCUCCAGCUAACAACCACAGCCUUCCCGACACCUACCGUUAUGCAACCAAUUCUCUUGCCCGAUGAUGACAUGACCCGUCGCGCUCUAAGUAGUUUUGAUCGCAAUGACAUAGUCGAUGGUCACAAGAUCGGCGUCCUGUACGUCGAGAACGGCCAAACAACAGAGGCCGAGAUCCUGUCCAACACUGGAGGUAGCGCGGAUUAUGAGUACUUCCUGUCCAAACUUGGUACCAAGGUUCCGCUUCAAAAUGCUCGCUUCAACACCCAAGGCCUGCAUGCUGAUUUCGAUGGCGAUUCCACUUAUGCCUGGAGAGAUCGAGUGACAGAGAUUGUGUUCCAUGUAGCGACGAUGAUGCCUACCAAUUUCGAUACCGAUCCGGCCUGUGUCAACAAGAAGCGUCAUCUUGGGAACGACUUUGUCAACAUUGUGUUCAAUCGGUCGAAUACACCGUUUAACUUCAACACGGUGCCCUCGCAAUUUAAUUUUGUGAACAUAGUCAUCAACCCCAUCUGCCGCGUCACUGAUGACCCAGCGGCAUUCGAUCUCAAAGGGUGCAAUUUCGACAAUUUGUUCUAUCAGGUCAAGGUGAUGAGCAAGCCUGGUUUCCCUGAGAUCUCACCUGCAACUGUGCCCAAGGUCAUUUCCGGAAAGAAUCUCGGUGCUUUUGUUCGUAUUCUCGCCUUGAACGCUUCCGUACUCUCGCUCGUUUGGAACAGCCAAGGCGGCGAGCACGUCUCAUCCUGGCGCAACCGGCUGCGGGAAAUCAAGAGACUCCGCGAGCGCACCCUUGGCUCCCAGGCGCAGAGCUCCGAGGCUACUGAAGCCACCUAUCCAGGUCAGCGGCGCAACACGAAGGCUAAUAUCUUCUCCGAGGAACUCCCAUCCCGCACCGCGUCUGCAAAAAGCGACUUUGCCACGGAUUGGAACGCAGCUGCGGAUGCGAAUAUCCUUCAAAACCUGGACUUUUCGCGAUGGGGACGCUGA